Messenger RNA from Gilbertella persicaria, 264 nucleotides. RefSeq lists its product as uncharacterized. Gene Ontology annotation, molecular function: zinc ion binding. The transcript has a single exon. The record is from RefSeq and is a predicted model, not a curated record. NCBI's taxonomy places the organism in Eukaryota, Fungi, Mucoromycota, Mucoromycetes, Mucorales, Choanephoraceae. The annotation marks the transcript as partial.
GUGGAUCCUGAAGAAAGAAGAAGAGGAAUUAAUACUGAAGCCAUUAACGAUAAUGCCUUGGCGUUAAUGGUGGCAUUAGAAAGACCAAGAUGCUACAGUGUUGCCUCCUUUACCACAGAAGAGGUAAAAUACAAGAUUGCCGUAGAGAAGGAUGUCAUAACAGGCUGUUCUUGUGCUGAUUUUCAAUGGAACCAAACAUCUUGCAAGCACAUGCAUCUCUUGAAACGGGUCGAGCCUACCAUUAUUAUCUACCCAAAUAUGUAA